AUGGCCCGAUCCAACUCAUCAGUACACAGCCCCCAAAAGACCAAGCAGAAAUUGACUGAGGAAGAGCUGCUGGUCUUACAAUCUCACCUAGAAGAAUGGAAAGAAGCAACCAGUAAGGAUAGAAAAACAAUUCUGAGGGUGGUCAUAAAAGAGGCCAAGAUGCAAGCCCCUAAGAUGGAUGCCCGGCUUUUGAAGAAAAGGAAAUCUAUGUACCGGGACUGGUUAUAUAACCGGAGAGCUGAAAAGACUCUCAAAAAACAAAGCAAGUUCGGUAAGAAAUGGACUGCCCAGUUGGUGAUAGAACACCAGUGCAAGAAGGAGAUCCUUGAAAAGACCGGAGCAAGGCCAGGAGGGAAGGAAAUGAUUAAAAACUACCAGGGUGCGGUCAAUGCAAUUAUGGGCGGUUUAUCUGAAGAGCAGCUGGAGGAAGCAAAUAAGACGGCGAUAGAAUGGUCUAGCAAGGCUCCUCCUACAGAUGUCCAGGCUGAGUUCGCUCAGAGGAAAGCUCCUGGUAUGAUGAAGGAUCUUGCGACUCAGUUAUGGAGGCAGGCUGGUAUGAGGAUAUUCAUAUUGUCGGCAUGGAAAACUGAGGAAGGCAAAGUGAGGAUCAAUGGAAUUGACUUCAAUGAAAAGCUGGAGGGCAAUAUUUUCACAGAUACAAAGGACUGGAAGCCCAUGUUACCGGAGUGGAAUGCCUAUGUUAGAGAAGAGUUCGUUGGCCGGAAUGAUGAUGACGAUGGCAAUGAGGAUGCGGAGGGAAAGGAGAGCAGAAAGCAAAGGAGAAAGAAGAAGGAGUUCAUUUUAGAGGUUGAUGCCUAUGGGCUUCCAGUCAUACCGGAUAUUGAGCCCCUCAACUUAGAAAACAAAAAGUCUCUUAUCCGGACAUUCCUCACAAAACACUACAGGUUUUGCAGUCAAAAGCCAAAGGCGUCUGUUCCUUGGUCUGCAGUGAGGGAGGCUCAAGACAAUUUUAUUGAGCCCAAGUUUUUACCUACCGGUGGGAAGAUCAAGGACCUGUCCAAGCUUCAGUUGCAUGAAGCUGACCAGCUCUUGCAGUUCUGGCAUCAGAGACAAAAGGACAAGGUUCAGCCAACAUUUGAAUUCAAGGGCUGGCAAGACCAUGACAAGGAGAUGAGAGAACUGGUGGAGAAGAUCUCAGAGUGUGACUCUAGCACAACAUGCAGUCCAGUAACAGCAAAGACCAGAGUUCCGGUUCAAAAACCAACUGGCAGGUCAACCGGAAAGUCAUCCGGCAAGUCAACCAGAAGGGUGGAACCAGAGCCAAGCAGUGAGGGCGAGGAUGGUGAUGAAGGAAAGCCAGGCAAGGCUGUCCAAUCUAUUCCAGUUAAAAAACCACCUGCCAAGUCAACCAGAAAGUCAUCUCGGAAGCUGACUGGAAGGGUGGAACCGGACUCAAGUAGUGAGGACGAGGAUGGGGAUGAAGAAGGCAAUGCUGAAGUCCAAUCACCGCCUCUGGAGCUCAAAUCUAUCGGAAAGCGAAGCAGAGCAGUCCGAUCUUCGGAGGAAGAUUCCGGCCUAUUGGUCAAGAAAUCUAAAUCAAAUGUCAUUGGGCGCAACAGACCACUGGAGGACAGUGCUGGAACUCCUUCAGCAGGAUCAUCCAGCAACCAUUCUGCAGCCCCACUGCCUCCCAAAACUGCCUUGAGAAGUAGCUUUGUUGGUCCUGCAUCAGCCGGUCGGAUGAAGAAGUCUGGUCAGAAGAUACCUGCACCUAAACCAACAGCUCCUGCCACAACACAGGGCACUGGUAAGAAAACUAAAACACAUGGAGCUCACAUUGAUAAGCCCGAGCCAAAGUGCUCCACUAGAGCUGCAAAGGUGUCUUAUAAAGUGAAUUACAUGCAAAGAGCGUAA
Molecule: messenger RNA, 1875 nt
Organism: Suillus discolor
Lineage: Eukaryota; Fungi; Basidiomycota; Agaricomycetes; Boletales; Suillaceae
Exons: 6
Coding region: 1-1875 (624 amino acids)
Source: RefSeq, a predicted model, not a curated record